Messenger RNA from Glycine soja, 1101 nucleotides. RefSeq names its product ran-binding protein M homolog. The record is from RefSeq and is a predicted model, not a curated record. The coding region runs from base 1 to 1101 and encodes 366 amino acids. Lineage: Eukaryota; Viridiplantae; Streptophyta; Magnoliopsida; Fabales; Fabaceae. Gene Ontology annotation, molecular function: protein binding. Gene Ontology annotation, cellular component: cytoplasm. The transcript is spliced from 7 exons. Gene Ontology annotation, biological process: cell surface receptor signaling pathway; cytoskeleton organization.
AUGGCUGGAACAAUUCGUAAGGAGAUCUUGAAGGUCGUGCUUAGGGAGACGAAUGAGAAAGAGGAAAAGAAAAAGGAGGCCGAGGCACCCUCCAAGCUGGACACUUCCAAUAGUACGGGUGGUUUCGUGGCUGUGUCUACCGACAUAAUGAAGUACACCAGUGUGUAUCCGGACAAGCCCGAACUCAAUGUGAUUUUGGCGGACGAGCCUGCUCCUUGGAAGAACUUGUUAUACUAUUUUGAGAUUUACGUCAAAGACGCUGACUUUAAGGGCAAGAUCGCCAUUGGCUUCACUCUCGCAUUAUUUUUAAUGAAUAUAGAGCCAUGGUGGGAGGACCUUAUCGCGGGUCAUGAAAGUUCUCAUGGUGUGCUUUACAGUGGCGAUGAGGAUACUGGCUCAACCUUUUUAUCUGGUGAUGUAAUCGGCGCCGGAAUUAACUACUCCACGAAUGAAUUCUUUUUCUGCAAAAAUGGUGAACUUGUCCACUCAGUUCCCAAUAACUUGAGUAACCGCGGCCUUUAUCCAACGAUUGCCGUCCUUAGCCAGCACGAAGACCUUAUUCGCUCCUACCUGCUACACUCUGGCUAUGAAGAUACAUUUAAUUCAUUUGAUGUUGUUCCUUCUUCACCCAUAACUGAUGAGCAGACAAACACGUUAAAUCACAGAUCCACACUACGGCAGCUAAUCAUGAAUGGGAACGUUGAUGGUGCAUUUGCUAAAGUGCAUGAAUGGUAUCCACAGAUUGUUGAGGACUGCAUUGCUUUGAGGGCAUAUGAAAUGCCUCUCGAAGUUUUAGCCAAUGCAGUAAAUGCGUUCGUGUUGUCUACAGAUCCUCACAUGGAAGAAGCAAAGGAUUGCUUGCACUCACCUCUUGAGAGGUUACUUAAGCAGCUCACUGCCUGCAAACGAUAUGAGGGAGAAGAUUUCCUAUGUCUCUUCCUCCUCUCCCAUGGCAUCCACCCCAUCGUCAUCUCCAAUUCCCUCCACAAGGCUGCCAUCAAGGCUGUCGAUCUUUACCCCGCCACAGGCGUCCCGGUUGAGCUCUCCGACUACGACUUCCUCGUGAAGUCCGCCAGCACUUCCCUCAACAUUGAGGUUUAG